AUGGAGACUGGAGUUGUCCAGGUCGACCCUGCCCAGCCGCCUGUUGAACCCGAGUGGGCCGGCGAGUGGCUGCGCCUUGCGCGCCGGCGCCUGGCCGGCGGCAGAGCUGAGGUCGCAGCGAAGGCGGCCGGUGUUGCAAUGCAGCUGCAGCCGGCCCUGGCCGGGGAAGCGGAGGAGGUCCUUGCCCAGGCGAUGGGGACCAAGUUUCAGUCGGUGGAGAUGGAUGACCUUGGCUCAUUGCUGCUGGAAACCUGGAUCGAGAGUGUCGAGGAAGCUGGAGCCCUCUACACCGGGGGAGCUUUGUGGAAGGCUGGCCUGGGCUUGGCACGCCAUCUUCCGGCCAUGGCAAACACCGAAUUCCCUGGGCAUCGAAUUCUGGAACUUGGCAGUGGCACAGGCGUUGCCGGCUUGGCAGCGGCCGCUUGUGGUGCUCAUGUUGUGCUGAGCGAUUUGCCAGCAGCCACAGCAUUGUUGGAGAGGAACGUGGAAUUAAAUCGGCAUGUCUUCCAGUCAAGGGGCUCAGCCAGCGUGAAGACGCUGGACUACCGGGAAGCUUUGACUGAUCCCUACUGGCAUGAUUUCGACCUGGUCCUAGGUACCGACCUUGUUUGGCUGAAAGAACAAUGCCUACCUGUAGCACAGUGGUGCCAAGCCUGUGGUGCACCAAUCUUCCUGGUGAGUGUUCCCCGCUGGCCUUGGCUGGAAGAUGGACUUCUGGCGUCCUUCAGAGCAGUUGGUAUGAUUCCUCAUGCGCUGAGCAACGGUGUCCUGCCCGGGCUGAUCGCGCUGCUCUUCUUGCCCGCAGGCCGUUGUCCUGCCGAUUCCGUGCCAUGGAUUGCAGCUCAUUGGGACGAGCUUGCCGCUGAACAUCAGGGAGCUCCGAGGUGA
This is a messenger RNA of Symbiodinium necroappetens, 888 nucleotides long. The record is from the annotation of a GenBank genome assembly. Lineage: Eukaryota; Dinophyceae; Suessiales; Symbiodiniaceae.